Molecule: messenger RNA, 999 nt
Organism: Eruca vesicaria subsp. sativa (arugula)
Lineage: Eukaryota; Viridiplantae; Streptophyta; Magnoliopsida; Brassicales; Brassicaceae
Source: the annotation of a GenBank genome assembly
AUGUCGAAAGGAACUAGGAUGGCUUUAGUUAUGAAUCUCUUAUCUCUUUUAUCCUUUGGAGUCUUAGUUCAUUCCGAUCAAAGUACCAUGCCUCUCAGAUCCUUCAAGAUAGGUGAAAAUGUAACAUAUGAUUGCAUAGAUAUUAAUAUGCAAUCAGGACUUGAUCAUCCCUUACUCAAAAACCAUACAAUCCAGAUGAAACCAUCAGUUUCAAGGACUAAAUCAAAAAGUCAAAUUGGCAUAAACCACGUACAAAAACAGACAAUACCAUGUCCAGAUGGGACCAUUCCUGUAUGGAGAAAUACAAAAGAAUUCAUCACCAAUGCUCAAGUUUUGGCCGAGAAGCAUAUUGCUGGAGUAAGGUCACACAAUGGUCCAUAUCAUGGUGUAGAAGCUUGGUUUGAUGUAUUACAACUAGACAUCGCAAAAGAUCAAGCCUCGUAUAGUCAAAUAUAUAUAGGCAGUGGAUCAAACAAACAGGUCAAUUAUAUCUCAGCGGGUUGGAUGAUAAAUCCAAGUUUUUUUGGCGACGUACGUACUUGGACAUAUGGAUUUUGGAAGGGUAAAGAUGGAAAGGGAUGUUACAAUACUGCGUGUUCAGGGUUUGUUCAUGUAUCACAGACAAUUCCCAUUGUUCAACCCGUUCAUAUUCCUGUUGGAUCAACUGUCUCGUUGCAAUACUCCAUCCAUCAGGACAAAAAUACAGGAAACUGGUGGCUUACAGAAGUAGGGUUAGGCGACAUUGGAUAUUGGCCAAAAGAGCUAUUUAACCUUUUAGACAAUGGUGCAAUUAUGGUCGGAGCUAGUGGUACUGUUCAGGCUUCGCGUUAUGGUUCAAGCCCUCCCAUGGGUAAUGGUCAAUUUCCGAGGGCAAAUCAACCUACAAAAUCAGCAGUGUUCACAAACAUAGAGGUUUUGGAUUCCAACUAUGAGCAACAUAAAAUGAAUUAUGUUCCUACAGAAUGGAUGAUGUCUUAUUUAACUGUUAAACCUUUGUAA